CUCAGUAAUGUUUUGAUCGCUCUGACGAAUAGUUAAACAAAUUUGAUACGCUCCUUAAAACAAAACGAGAUUUAAUUCAAACCAAACUUCGAAGUUGUUUUUGCAAAACGUUCCCACACACAAACAAACAUACAUAUGUACAGUGUAAGAUAAUUGCGGAGUUUGUGCUAUGUUGCUGUACGUUUUCAUCAGCUCGUUGGCUUUUCUUGCCGCCUGGUUGUACAAGCUAAAUCGGGAUUAUUGUGUAAUGGCAUUUUUUGCCAAACGCUUGAAGACCGUUGAUGGCACACCGCUGGAGCUGAUUGUGCCACAGGCGAAGCCAGAGACAAUAUUCGCGAAUGUAUUCGAUUGUUUUGGCGCUGAUAAUGUUGUACUCUUCGAUAGCUGUCGCAUCUCAGCGGCCAUGCUGCGCAAAAGCUAUGUGGAAUAUGGUUUAUUUACGACAUUUUAUAAUGUAAUUACCGCCGAAGAUGCCGAAUUAUUGCUGAAUGAUAAGAAUCUAAUUACGAAAGGAAUUGCAUACUAUUUCCUAGAACCCUUUCUACACACGGGACUGCUGACGUCAACAGAUAAAAAAUGGCAUACGCGCAGAAAAAUGUUAACGCCCGCCUUUCACUUCAAUAUACUCGGACAGUUCGAGGAGGUUUUCAAAGAGGAAAGCCAAAAAUUUGUGGAACAACUGGAAGCCAUAGAUACCGAUACAGUUACUGUUAAUGAAAUUAUACCGAAAUUUACAUUAAAUAGCGUUUGUGAGGCCGCACUGGGCGUCAAACUAGAUGAACAACUCGAUGAUCAGGAAUAUCGUGCGAGUUUUAAAAUGAUCGAAGAAGCCUUUAUAGCACGUAUUAGUAAUCCUUUCUACAUGAUCGAUACCAUAUAUAAUAUAUUUAUGGCGCCUAAAAUGGAGAAACAUCUAAGAACCGUGCAUGGCUUCUCCAGCAAUAUCAUACACAAGCGUCGACAGUUAUUCGCCGCAAAGUUGGAGCAAAGUCCAGUUAAGGAGGCAAACGAAGAAGACUUCGUUUUUACAAAGAAGAAACGCUACGCCAUGUUGGAUACACUUUUACACGCCGAACGCGAUGGCCUCAUCGAUCAUGCGGGUAUUUGUGAGGAAGUGGACACAUUUAUGUUCGAAGGUUUCGACACCACAUCGAUGGCGCUGAUAUUUACCCUGAUGAACCUCUCAUUGUUUCCGGAAAUGCAGGAAUUGUGCUAUCAAGAGUUGCUCGAGCAUAUAGACGAUGAUUUGCAUAAGCUGGAUGUAAAUGAUCUUGGCAAACUGAAGUACCUGGAGUGUUUCAUUAAAGAGACUCUGCGUCUGUAUCCGUCAGUGCCGGGUAUAAUGCGCAAAGUAAUACGCGAUACCAGUCUUGCCAACAACGUCUUUUUGCCCGCCGACACACAAAUUUCCAUACAUAUUUUUGAUAUACAACGCGAUCCCAAGUAUUUCCCGGAUCCGAAUAAGUUCGAUCCGACACGUUUUACACCGGAAAACUCUGAAGGCAGGCAUCCUUACGCGUAUAUACCUUUUAGUGCUGGGCAGCGCAAUUGCAUUGGUCAAAAAUUUGCCAUGUUGGAGAUAAAAACUUUGCUGGUCUACAUGUUAAAGAAGUUCAAAAUUUUACCUUUAAUGGAUCCGAAAGAUUUGCGCUUUGAAACAGGCAUUAUUUUACGGACCCCUAACGCGAUUAAAGUGAAACUACAGAAGAGACUUAGUACCUUUUGCAUUCAUUCCAAUUGUAACUCAUACGUCAUGGUGCUCUGGACACUGGUGAUUGGUGCGAUCAUAACCGCUUGGCUGUACAAACUAAAUAAGGAUUACGUGGUGCUGACUUUAUUUGCUAAGCGUGUACGAACAGCUGAUGGCACACCGUUGCAGAAUUCAGUGGCGCUCCCCAAGGGACGUACAAUUUUCGGCAAUGCUUUCGAUUUUUUAUUGUCCUCAGAUAGUAUAUUCGAUUUUUCACGCAAACUCGCCUCCGAUAUGAAACGCAGUUAUCUCCAAUAUGGACUCUUUACACCAUUUUAUAAUAUAAUCACCGCUGAGGAUGCUAAGCUUGUGAUGAGCGAUCGAAAAAAUCUAAUCACUAAGGGUAUUGUUUAUAGUUUAAUGGAGCCCUUCUUGAAAAAAGGACUUUUGACGUCAGCAGAGACUGCUUUGGGUGUCAAAUUGAAUGACCCACAGAAAGUUGAUCAAUAUCUUGCCAGUUUCAAAAAGAUCGAAGAAUUGUUGAUAAUUUCUCCUGAGAUAAUUGACAAACGUCGUCACCUAUUCGCGGCAGAACUAGAGCAAAGUCAAGGGAGUGAAGAGGAAAAUCAAGAUUCCAAUACGAAGAAACGUUACGCCAUGUUGGACACACUCUUACACGCCGAACGCGACGGCCUCAUCGAUCAUGCGGGUAUUUGUGAGGAAGUGAACACAUUUAUAUUCGAGGGCUACGACACCACAUCGAUGGCACUCAUAUUUGCACUCAUGCACACAUGCAAGAACUGUGGCGUACGCGUUAUACCGUUGCUUUUCAUUUACAAAUUUGUGUUUAUUUGCAUUUUGCUUAGUCAUUGUAAAUUCGCAAUCAAUUUGAAUUGUAACUCAUACGUCAUGGUGUUCUGGACGUUGGUGAUUGGUGCGAUCAUAAUCGCAUGGCUGUACAAACUAAAUAAGGAUUAUGUGGUGCUGACUUUGUUUGCGAAGCGUGUGCGUACAGCUGAUGGCACACCGUUGGAGAAUUCAGUGGCGCUGCCCAAGGGACGUACAAUAUUCGGCAAUGCUUUCGAUUUGGCAUUAUCUCCCGAUAAUAUGUUCGAAUUUUCGCGCAAACUUGCCGCCGAAAUGAAACGUAGUUAUCUACAAUAUGGACUGUUUACAUCUUUUUAUAACAUAAUCACCGCCGAGGAUGCUGAACUGGUGAUGAGCGAUCAGAAAAAUCUAAUCUCCAAGGGUAUUGUCUAUGAUUUUAUGGUGCCAUUCUUGAAUAGAGGACUGCUGACGGCAUCAGGCAAGAAGUGGCACUCUCGUAGAAAAAUGCUGACUCCCGCCUUUCAUUUCAACAUAUUGGGACAAUUCGAAGAGAUUUUUAAAGAGGAAAGUAAAAAAUUUGUGGAGAAUUUGGAAGCUAGUGAUUUAAGUUCGGUGACUUUGAACGACAUUAUACCAAAAUUUACACUCAACACCGUUUGUGAGACCGCAUUGGGUGUCAAACUGGAUGAGCAAAUGAAUGCGGAUCAAUAUCGUGCGAGUUUCAAAAUGAUCGAGGAAGUAUUUUUGAUGCGACUCGCCAAUCCUUUUUACAUGAUCGAUCCCAUAUAUAAAGUAUUUUUAGCGCCUAAGAUCGAGAAACACAUCACAGUUGUGCAUAACUUCUCCAGUGAGAUAAUUGAUAAACGGCGCCAACUUUUCGCGGCGGAGGUAGAACAUAAUGAAGGCAAUGAAGAGGACAAUCAGGAAUUCAAUACGAAGAAACGCUACGCCAUGUUGGACACGCUCUUACGCGCCGAACGCGAUGGACUCAUCGAUCAUGCGGGUAUAUGUGAGGAAGUGGACACGUUUAUGUUCGAAGGUUUCGACACCACAUCGAUGGCGCUGUUAUUUUCCCUCAUGAAUCUCUCACUAUAUCCCGAAAUGCAAGAACGUUGCUAUCACGAGAUACUUGAAUAUGUUGACGAUGAUUUGAGCCAAUUGGAGAUUGCACAGCUAGCCAAACUUAAGUACCUGGAGUGUUUCAUUAAAGAGACUUUCCGUCUAUAUCCCUCAGUGCCAGUCAUAGCGCGUGAGGCUGCAAAUGAGACACGUCUUGCCAACAAUUUAAUAUUGCCGAAGGGUGCACAAAUUACUAUACACAUAAUAGAUAUACAUCGUAGUGACAAAUACUACGAAAAUCCAAACAAAUUCGAUCCGGAACGUUUCACGCCCGAAGCUUCAGCCGGGCGACAUCCUUUCGCUUUUGUACCAUUCAGCGCAGGACAAAGAAAUUGUAUCGGACAAAAAUUCGCUGUGCUGGAAAUUAAGACGCUUUUGGUCAACAUUUUAAAGAAAUUUAAAAUUUUACCGCUAAUGAAGAAUCAGGAUCUAGAGCUCGAAGCUGGUAUGAUUAUAAGAACACCAAGUGCCAUUAAAGUUAAGUUGGAGAAAAGAAUUUGAAUUUUAAAAAAGAUGUGUGUUUUAUUUUAUAAAUUUUAAAAACAAAUUUUGUAUGGCCAAGUUACAUAUAUAAGUGAGUGUAGUAAAAUUCACGCUUCUUUUUUAUAAAUUAAUGUGUAUAGUUUUCAAUAAAAGUGUCAGUAUUUGACAGCUGUCAACUGUUCAGCUGAUCAGAUUUUUAAUAAAGUAA
This is a messenger RNA of Zeugodacus cucurbitae (melon fly), 4328 nucleotides long. RefSeq lists its product as uncharacterized. NCBI's taxonomy places the organism in Eukaryota, Metazoa, Arthropoda, Insecta, Diptera, Tephritidae. The record is from RefSeq and is a predicted model, not a curated record. The transcript has 20 exons. Gene Ontology annotation, molecular function: oxidoreductase activity, acting on paired donors, with incorporation or reduction of molecular oxygen; iron ion binding; monooxygenase activity. The coding region runs from base 170 to 4138 and encodes 1322 amino acids.